This is a messenger RNA of Penicillium chermesinum, 2946 nucleotides long. RefSeq names its product transcription elongation factor spt5 (gene spt5). The record is from RefSeq and is a predicted model, not a curated record. The coding region runs from base 1 to 2946 and encodes 981 amino acids. The transcript is spliced from 5 exons. Gene Ontology annotation, biological process: transcription elongation by RNA polymerase II; regulation of transcription by RNA polymerase II; regulation of DNA-templated transcription elongation. Lineage: Eukaryota; Fungi; Ascomycota; Eurotiomycetes; Eurotiales; Aspergillaceae. Gene Ontology annotation, molecular function: protein binding; mRNA binding. Gene Ontology annotation, cellular component: DSIF complex.
AUGUCGUCGAAUCUGCUCGACCAAGAUUUUGGCUCUGAGGAGGAGGAUGAUGACUUUAACCCCGUCGCGGCCGAUGACUCUGAUGCCGAACAGCCAAAGGCCGUGAAGUCUAGCCGAGGCAAUGAAGGCGCUGAAGUUGACGAAGACGAAGGCGGCGACGAUGACGAAGCUGCCGGAGAUGCAAAUGGCGACGACGACGAAGAAGAGGAUGACGAAGAGGAAGAGGAAGAAGAGGAAGAGGAAGCUGUGGGUCGACCAGCCAAGCGCCGCAAAGGUGGUGGUAUCCAGUCCUUCUUCGAAGAAGAGGCCGGCGUCGACGAAGAAGAAGAUGAGGUCGAAGACGAGGAGGACGAGCUUGGCGAGUUCGGAGCCGAAAUGCACCCUGAUGACCUCGAUAUUCCCCCUGGAGCCGAAACAGACGACCGUCGCCACCGAGAGCUGGAUCGCCGACGUGAGCUCGAUGCGACCAUGGAUGCUGAGAAGCAGGCGCAAAUGCUGAAGGAGCGCUACGGAAGAAAUCGUGCGGCUGCUACUGAUGCACUCGUGAUCCCCAAGCGUCUCCUGCUUCCCAGCGUCGAGGAUCCGAGCAUUUGGGGAUGCCGUGUCAAGCCUGGAAAGGAACGAGAAGUGGUCUUUGCGAUCCAACGACGCAUGGAAGAACGUCCUGCUGGUUCACGUACCCCAAUGCGAAUCAUCUCGGCCUUUGAACGAGGAGCCGUCAUGCAGGGAUGGGUCUACUGUGAAGCACGCCGCCAAGUCGAUGUCACUGAGGGAUUGCAAGGGAUCAACUUCUAUUACCCUUCCCAGAAGUUGACUUUGGUUCCAGUCAAGGAGAUGCCCGACCUCCUGCGUGUUCAGAAAUCCGAAGAUCUUGUGCCAGGUGGUUGGGUCCGAAUUAAGCGUGGUAAAUACCAGAACGAUCUUGCACAACUCGAAGAGGUCGAGACCAAUGGCUUGAACGUGACUGUACGACUUGUUCCUCGACUUGACUAUGGCAUGAUGGACGACGUCUAUGACAUUGAUAAAGCCAAGCGCAAACGUGGCUUCGCAGUGAACCAUCGUCCACCGCAGCGGUUGUUCAACGUGUCUGAGGCGAAGAAAAAGCACGCCAAAUAUCUCUCGUCGGCUUCCGGCCUGGGUGGAAAGUCAUGGAACUACCAGAACGAUUUAUACGUGGACGGAUUCCUUAUCAAGGAUAUGCGCGUGCAGCACUUGAUCACCAAAAAUGUCAACCCAAGGCUGGAGGAGGUCACUAUGUUCGCUCGUGGUGGAGAGGAUGGUGCCCAAAACCUCGAUCUGGCUACCCUCGCCGAGACUAUGAAGAAUACCACCGCUGAGGGUGCUUUCCAGCCCGGUGAUCCCGUUGAGGUUUAUCGUGGCGAACAGCAAGGCUUGAUUGGUCGCACCGAAUCAACCCGAGGCGAUAUUGUGUCCUUGAAGGUCACAGAUGGAGAUUUGGCUGGCCAAGUCAUCGACGCCCCUGUUCGAACCCUUCGCAAGCGUUUCCGCGAAGGCGACCACGUGAAAGUGAUUGGCGGCAGCCAUAACCAGAAUGAAUCGGGCAUGGUCGUUAGCGUCGAGGGCGACAAAGUCACCUUGCUCAGCGACAUGAGUAUGAGAGAGAUCACAGUAUUCGGCAAGGAUUUGCGUCUUUCUGCAGAUCUGACUGAUGGCCCAGUCGGCAAAUUCGAUGUGCAUGAACUUGUCCAGCUCGAUCCUGCCACAGUGGGCUGCAUAAUCAAGGUGGACCGUGAAUCACUUCGUGUCAUGGACCAGAACGGCUCUGUCCGCGACGUUCUCCCGACCCAAGUCACCGCGGUCCGUGAGCGACUUAACUCCGAGAUUGUCGCAACUGAUCGAAACGGCGCUCAAAUCAGACUUCGUGAUACCGUUCGCGAAGUUGUCCGCUCGCGGCGGUCGUCCCUCUGGCCCCGAUCUAACCAAAAUGAACCCUGCGAUGGCAAUGAAGCCACCCGUCGGCCCCGGCGGACCCGGAGUCCUUCCCCCCUCCCCAAAGGUAAUACGGACGUUCUGAUUGGUAAGACUGUCUCCGUUCGUAAGGGUCGUUUCAAGGGUCUCAUAGGUAUAGUGCGGGAUGCCGAUGAUAAGAUCGCCCGAGUUGAGCUGUACACGAUGAGCAGCAAGCAUGUUCUCAUUCCACGCGAUCAGCUUGCUCCGAAGCACCCGAUUUCCAAACAGCCUUUGCCUCUGGGCCGUGGAAGAGGCCCGCGUGUCCCAUACGGAUCUUCUGGCGCUCCUGCCGGAGGAGCAGGCGGUAGCGGUGGUGGAUGGAAUGGCGGCCGUACACCCAUCGGGGCUGGUGAUUCUUCACGAACUCCAGCUUGGGGAGGCAGUGCAUCUGCUCGCACUCCUGCUUGGUCUGGGAUGAGUGGAUCUCGAACUCCUGCCUGGAAGAACGACGGCUCCCGUACCUCGAAUCCCUACGAUGGAAGCCGUACUGCGUAUGGUGGCGUUGGUAAUCGUACCCCAGCUUGGAACUCCGGUUCCCGCACCCCUUAUGACUCUGGUUCUGGCUUCGAUGCUUUUGCUUCAGGCUCGCGCACCCCCGCCUGGGGUGGUGCGGGUGCUGGAAACCGAACCCCGGCAUGGGGAGGCCUUUCUCACGGCCGUGAUCACCGCGAUUAUGACGAUGCUCCUACUCCUGGUGGAGACUAUUCUGCCCCAACCCCCGGCGCAUACGGAGCUCCCACCCCCGGCGUUGCCCCGACUCCUGGUGCCUGGGCUGACAAUGCACCCACUCCAGGCGGAGCUUUUAAUGCCCCUACUCCUGGUGGCCUUCCCAAGCGUGGUGGCUAUGAUGCACCGACUCCCGCAGCGUAUGAUGCGCCAACUCCUGCAUUGGGUGGUGCUGCUCCUACUCCUGGUGCUGGGUACGGGGACGACGAUGGUGGUCCACGAUACGACGAGGGUACACCAAGCCCUUAA